AUGGAUCGAACUAAACAAAUACUGUUUGUAGUCUGCUUCACUAUGCAUUAUUUCCACCCGAGUGAAUGCGCAGUGGCUUCUGGCAUGAGAUUUGUCGAUCCAAACAGUUUGGGAAACCAGCAGAUCCUGAUCACCAGAACAAUUCCUGACUCACGUUUUGGAGUACAAGCGCGUGAACAAACACUUUCACCAACCGGUCAAACGCAACUGGUUCAACUGGUUCCUCAAUCCGUCUUGACAGCCCAGAGUUCUCCCCAAUUCAUCGAUCCAAACGGCUUUGUACUACCUCAGACAAUAACAUAUCCUACACAAUUAAACAGUCAAUCAACUUUUGCAUUAGGUACCAAUCCAACGCAAAAUAUUAUACCAGAUGCAAACGCAGAUACGACCAACGUUGAAGAAGUAUCAUCCCUAUCAAAUCCGGGAUUGGUUUCACCAGUUUCUUCGACAAUAAUUGGUAGUCCAAAUGACGGCGUAAUUGGUCCGAAUGGACAAAUUCUGGGAAGUGCGCAGGAUACCGCGGUCGUUGAUAGUGNCGGACAAAUGGGCGCUAGUCUACUUCACGGGAAAUUAUCCCAAGGCCUUACAUCGGAGAUCCCCGUGCAGUAUCGAAGCGACCAGAUCUUGCCGAGUCAGCAGGUUGUAUACACGUAUCCUCAUGUACAGGGCCAACAGUUCGCCAAUGUUCAACUGGCUUACGAUGCCUCGGGACGUGCUUACCUCGUACCGUUGUCCCAAGUCGUUAACUAG
Messenger RNA from Echinostoma caproni, 750 nucleotides. NCBI's taxonomy places the organism in Eukaryota, Metazoa, Platyhelminthes, Trematoda, Plagiorchiida, Echinostomatidae. The record is from the annotation of a GenBank genome assembly.